Messenger RNA from Panicum hallii, 1351 nucleotides. Its product is annotated as stearoyl-[acyl-carrier-protein] 9-desaturase 1, chloroplastic. Gene Ontology annotation, molecular function: stearoyl-[ACP] desaturase activity. The coding region runs from base 1 to 1140 and encodes 379 amino acids. The transcript is spliced from 2 exons. Gene Ontology annotation, biological process: fatty acid metabolic process. Gene Ontology annotation, cellular component: chloroplast stroma. NCBI's taxonomy places the organism in Eukaryota, Viridiplantae, Streptophyta, Magnoliopsida, Poales, Poaceae. The record is from RefSeq and is a predicted model, not a curated record.
AUGCAGGCUCACGGCAUGGCCGUCCGCGCACGCGCCCCGGUGGCGGCGGCGCCCGCCCCCGCGCGCCGCGGGCGGUGCCGCGUGUCCGCGGCGGCGGUGGCGGUGGCGGCGCGCGCCCGCGUGACGCACUCGAUGCCGCCCGAGAAGGCGGAGGUGUUCCGGUCCCUGGAGGGCUGGGCGGCGCGGUCGCUGCUGCCGCUGCUCAAGCCUGUGGAGGACUGCUGGCAGCCGACGGACUUCCUGCCGGACUCGUCCUCCGAGAUGUUCGAGCACGAGGUCCGCGAGCUCCGCGCGCGCGCCGCGGGGCUGCCCGACGAGUACUUCGUCGUGCUGGUGGGCGACAUGAUCACGGAGGAGGCGCUGCCCACGUACCAGACCAUGAUCAACACGCUCGACGGCGUCCGCGACGAGACCGGCGCCAGCGCAUGCCCCUGGGCGGUCUGGACGCGCGCCUGGACCGCCGAGGAGAACCGCCACGGAGACAUCCUCGGCAAGUACAUGUACCUCUCCGGCCGCGUCGACAUGCGCAUGGUCGAGAAGACCGUCCAGUACCUCAUCGGCUCCGGCAUGGACCCGGGAACGGAGAACAACCCGUACCUGGGCUUCGUGUACACGAGCUUCCAGGAGCGCGCGACGGCCGUCUCGCACGGCAACACCGCGCGGCUCGCCAAGGCGCACGGCGACGACGUCCUGGCGCGCACCUGCGGCACCAUCGCCGCCGACGAGAAGCGGCACGAGACGGCCUACGGGCGCAUCGUGGAGCAGCUGCUGCAGCUCGACCCGGACGGCGCCAUGCUCGCCAUCGCGGACAUGAUGCGCAAGCGGAUCACCAUGCCCGCCCACCUCAUGCACGACGGCCGCGACAUGGGCCUGUUCGAGCACUUCGCCGCCGUCGCGCAGCGCCUCCGCGUGUACACCGCCAGGGACUACACGGACAUCGUCGAGUUCCUCGUCAAGCGGUGGAAGCUGGAGACGAUGGAGAGCGGGCUCUCCGGCGAGGGCCGCAGGGCCAGGGACUUCGUGUGCGGGCUCGCGCCGAGGAUGCGGCGGGCGGCGGAGCGCGCCGAGGACAGAGCCAAGAAGGAUGAGCCCAGGAAGGUCAAGUUCAGCUGGAUCUUUGAUAGGGAGGUGGUUGUCUAGGCACUUCGUCUUGGUUGCUGACUUCUGAGUUUGACAUGAUCAGGUCAUGUCGCUAUCUGUCAGUGUCUUUGUCACGAUGUGUUUAUGUAUUCGAAAUGCAGUAAUAGUGCUUUUCUGGUUCCACAAAAUUCGGAGAAUGUAUGUCCUAGAAUCUUGAAAAGCGUUGGUACGAUUUCGAGCCAAUGGAUUGAUCAUGGUAACAUAAUUUAAU